Messenger RNA from Pogonomyrmex barbatus (red harvester ant), 846 nucleotides. RefSeq lists its product as uncharacterized. The record is from RefSeq and is a predicted model, not a curated record. Lineage: Eukaryota; Metazoa; Arthropoda; Insecta; Hymenoptera; Formicidae.
CCGUCUUGCAUUUACACUCACGUCGUUGACAAAUAUUGAAUUAAUAACGGUUAAUUCAACUGGAAUAUGUCCUUGAUAGAUUUUAUACAAAUUAAUUAACGCUUACCGUUAAUUAGUCUGACGAUUUCUAUCCUAGCAAAUUUACAAAGAUUGAAAUAUUUCUCUUUCAAAUUUGCGAGGUAAUAAUUCUUUUUUGCCGAGUGUGCAUAAUCGAAGUUUACGAAGUCCAUUAAGCGAAUGUCGCUGUGUGUCGAUGAAACUUGCAUCAUACCUCAGCGUGUUUUCAACUUUCGUUAUCUAAUCGAAUCCACUCGAUUACUGAAUCUGAUCGUUUUGUAUUCAAUCAGUAUAACUUUUACUCUGCAUUCGCGCAGAUCUCCAGCUUCUGGUAAUUUCGGAAUUAAAUUUUCAUAUUCGCUUGUUAUAUUCAAUAUGGAGGAAUCAAUUAUAAGUACAGUGGAGAAUGAUAGUAUGUUACCGGAUGACGUGCAAGAAAAAUUAGCAAAAGUGAUCGAAAGAUAUCAACAGUUAAGCGAUGAGGAAAAAGAGCAGUUCCAACAAGGCGCAUUUGAUGUAUUAACGAAGGCUUUGCAUAAAUUACCCGCGAACACAAUUCUGCCCACGUGGCUCGCACCAUACCAGUCUUACAUUCCAUUCAUUUUCGCGGUAUCAAUGGUGAUAUUUUUACUUGUUAUUAUCGCUCGCAGAUUGUAUAAGCGUAUGUGGGAGCGAGAACAGCGUCAAGAAGAAAAAAGAAAGCUUAGACAACAGAAAGCAGAAAUGAAGAAGAAGAAAAAGAAAAUUGGCACAUAUGAAAAACUAAUCAUUUUCAUCACUUCAUAUUGA